Molecule: messenger RNA, 2034 nt
Organism: Syngnathoides biaculeatus (alligator pipefish)
Lineage: Eukaryota; Metazoa; Chordata; Actinopteri; Syngnathiformes; Syngnathidae
Gene: mex3a
Product: mex-3 RNA binding family member A
Exons: 2
Coding region: 148-1803 (551 amino acids)
Molecular function (GO): RNA binding
Source: RefSeq, a predicted model, not a curated record
UUGGCCGGCCGGUGGGUCGGUCCAUGGGAGGGACUAGCGCAGAAAAAGAGGAGGGGGGCCGGUGGAAGGAGGCGGCUGCGAGGAGGCUGUUUCUCUCUCCAGUCUCUUUCCCGUCGUCUUUGUCUCGCGCCACUCUUUUGUUUAGCCAUGCCGAGCCUGCUGGUGCUCGCAGGGAUCAUGGAGAAAAACGGGGGCUACGGCGCCGAUCUGGCCGGCUCCGGCUUCGGGACCGAGGCGGGUCUGCUGGGGCCCCCCGACGAUGACGAGGACGACUCCCGAGCCCUGAGGGUCGCGCUCGGCCAGCUGUCGCUCCUGGGGCUCGGCGAGGGCGAGGACGUUGGAGGAGGUGGAGGUGGAGGAGGUGGUGGAGGUAAUGUUAUCGGCGGCGGCGGAGGAGCUCCGGCGACCGGAGUGCAGGACCGGAGCAACAACAACAACAACAACCACCACAAUAGUGCGGGGGGAGGAAUCGGAGGAAUCGGCGGGAUCGGAGGCGGAGGGGACGCGUCGAUCCUCCAAGGCAAGAGCAAGUUGUGCGCCCUGUACGAGAGCUCGUCCGGGGAGCCCAAAGGACGCGGCUGCAACAUCACCGAAUGCGUCCCGGUGCCCAGCUCCGAGCAUGUGGCCGAGAUAGUGGGCAGGCAAGGUUGCAAGAUAAAAGCCUUGCGGGCCAAGACCAACACCUACAUCAAGACACCGGUGCGAGGCGAGGAGCCCGUGUUCCUGAUCACCGGCCGCAAGGAGGACGUGGCCCUGGCUCGCCGUGAGAUCAUCUCGGCGGCCGAGCACUUCUCCAUGCUCCGGGCGUCGCGCAACAAGCUGGGCGUGUCCUUCAGCGGCUCCCCGCCCACCCCGCUCCCCGGCCAGACCACCAUCCAGGUGAGGGUGCCGUACCGAGUGGUGGGGCUGGUGGUGGGCCCUAAAGGUUCCACCAUCAAGCGCAUCCAGCAGCAGACGUGCACGUACAUCGUCACCCCGAGCCGGGACCGGGACCCCGUCUUUGAGAUCACGGGGUCGCCCAGCAACGCCGAGCGGGCCCGCGAGGAGAUCGAGGCCCACAUCGCCUUCCGGACAGGAGGGCUGCACGACCACAACAAUGAGAACGACUGCCUGGGACCCAACGGCGGGAGCAGUCCCGCGGGGAGCAGCGGCAGCGGGGGCGGCGGCCUGGAGAGUCGGCUUCAGCAAGUGUGGGGCCUCCAGGGAGGCCAGCGGAAACCUCUCACCAGCAGCUACCGCCAAAACUUCUCCGAUGCCCUCGGAGGAGGAGGAGGAGGAGGAGGAGGAGGAGGAGGCGGCAGCGAGGGAGUCGGGAUCUACAAUAAGGGCAACUUCUCCAGCUCUGAGAAGCCCUGCUCCUUUUUCGGUUCUGAGGGCACCCAGAGUUGGGGCGACCCCGACUACCCCAAGCAGAUGGCUUUCUACGCUCAGCAGCGUUCCAAGAGCUUCGGAGGGCUCCCGCUGCCCCUCACCAGACUCUCGCCGGGGCUCCCGGAGCCACCCGCCAACUCCUCCGUCACCGGCCUGGCGUCGGGGUCGCCCCACGCGCAGGCCCGGCGCGCCCACAGCGAGCCCACCUCGGCCGGGGAGGGCGGCUUCCCCGGGCGGCUACCCGUGCCAGACUCGCCGCCGGCCGUGCGGGACUGCAUGACCUGCUUUGAGAGCAAAGUGACGGCCGCCCUGGUGCCCUGUGGCCACAACCUCUUCUGCAUGGAGUGCGCCAUCCGGAUCUGUGAGCUCAACCACCCCGAGUGCCCCGUGUGCCACACGCAGGUCUCGCAGGCCAUCCGAAUAUUCUCCUAAGGAACCGCGUCCCCCUUUUUAAGCCAGUUUUUUCGGUCUCUCGUUUGUUGGUCGGCUAAUUAGUUGCUCUUAUUAACGGCUGUUAUAAUUAUUCUUAUUCCUAUGGUUGCGAUACAUUUUUUCAUUUUUCAGAAAAAUUUUAAAACGAACAAGCAGCUAUUUUAGAAGGCACUGCUUGCUUUACUAAAAUGUAUAAGAAAUAUUUUUCAGUUUUUCUUUUAUAUACAUAUA